Molecule: messenger RNA, 656 nt
Organism: Symbiodinium necroappetens
Lineage: Eukaryota; Dinophyceae; Suessiales; Symbiodiniaceae
Source: the annotation of a GenBank genome assembly
AUGGGUGCGUAUGCCGGCUACGGGCUAGCAGUGCAUAACGGCAAGUGUGCCAUGCGCAGGCCGGGCAUUCAGGACAUGCUCGCAUACUACACGACAAAUGCUUUUGCAACUGGCUCUAAGAAUUCGCUGGCCUUUCAGCUACGCGGCAUCAAGCAGAACAGAUGCACUUCACCCGAUGUAAUGGCGUUUAUGGGCUCGAAGGACAUGCUGUGCAGCGUGGCCACAUUGAACAUAGGUUUGGAGGACAGGCUCGCACAACUCACCAUAGAGGAGUCUGCGACUGGCUUCAAGAAGUCGCUGGCAUUCCAGCCGCACGGCAUCAAGCAGAGCAGAGGCUCGUCAGGCGAGGGCAUCUGGAUCACCAAACGGCAACCUAGCAGCGCAUGCACUUCACCCGACGUGGAGGCCUUGAUGGGCUCGAAGGACACACUCUGCAAGGUGGUCAUGUUGAACAUAGGUUUGGAGGACAUGCUCGCAUGCUUCACCGUAGUGGCUGGCUUCAAGAAGAUGCUGGCUUUCCAGCCGCGCGGCAUCAAGCAGAGAACAGGCUCGCCAGGCGAGGGCAUCUGGAUCAACACAAGGUUUGGAGGACAUGCUCGCACACUUCGCUAUGGAGGAGUCUGCGGCUGGCAUCAAGCAGAGCAGAGGCUCGACAA